Molecule: messenger RNA, 4469 nt
Organism: Cucumis melo (muskmelon)
Lineage: Eukaryota; Viridiplantae; Streptophyta; Magnoliopsida; Cucurbitales; Cucurbitaceae
Product: coiled-coil domain-containing protein SCD2
Exons: 17
Coding region: 263-2326 (687 amino acids)
Biological process (GO): cytokinesis by cell plate formation
Source: RefSeq, a predicted model, not a curated record
AAGAACAAACACAUUCGCAUUGCACUUUCUUUCAUUAAUUCUCUCGUCUUCUUAAUCUCCUCCGUGUUCGCAUUGGACUCUUUCCAUUUCCGUACUUGCUUCGAUCUCUUUCACGAAAUCCAUUCUCACAAUCAUCGAGGUUUAAUUCGGAGGAAUCUUUUGUUUUUCUCCCAUGAAUCCUUCGCAAGUCGAUUGAAUCGGUAGAUUUGAUUCUCCAAUCCUCAGCUCAAAGAUUAAGAAGAUUGUGUGGAUAACAGGAGCUAUGGAUCGGAUGAGACCGGUAUAUACUCGGGAGAAAAGUAAUGCCGGCACCCCACUGGGUCCAGCGUCGCCAUUGGUGCCCCCGUUUCCCCACCAUAACCGAUCAGGUUCAACUGGCUUGGCAAAUUCCAGGAGGGGACAGAACAAUGCAACGAAAGCUGCAGCACAAAGGCUUGCUAAAGUGAUGGCAAGUUCAGCUGAUGAUGAGGAUGACGAAGAUGAUCUUUCUUUUGAUUACAGUUUAGCGAGUGGCACAGGGAGCAUUGGUCUAGCAAGUGGAAGAUCAGUCAGAGCCCGGUCUCCUAUGCAAUCAGUUAGAACUAUUCAAGAACAACCUACUCCAGGACAUGUGGGAUCAAGCGGUCGAGCAUCUCAAACUGUUAACCCUACAGAGCAAUCAUUGUCAGGUCGUUCAACGCUAGGAUUUCGGCCAGCUCAUUCUGAUAAUAAUGUUGAACAGCCGCCCAUUACUCGCACUUCAACCACUGGUCGCUCAUCCCAGCUGGGCAACUCCAUAGAACAAACUCCAUCUACUCGUUCAACAUCAAUUAGUCGUCCAAAUUUGGGAGUCAAGACAGUUCCAUUGGUACCUUCUUCUGUAUCCAUAUCACUUAAACCAACAUUGCCAGUAACUCCCAAAGAGGGUCAAUCUGAUACGAGAACAUCACUUAGACCAGCCUUGCCGGUAACUCCAAAAGAGGGUCAAGUUGAUACUAGAACAUCACUUAGACCAGCCUUGCCGGUAACUCCAAAAGAGGGUCAAGUUGAUACUAGAACAUCACAUAGACCAACCUUGUCUGUAACUCCAAAAGAGGGUCAAUUUGAUAUCAAAACGUCACUUAGACCAGCCUUGCCCGUGACACCAAAAGAGGGUCAGUUUGAUUCUAAGAUAUCAAUCAGACCAAGCUUUCCAGUAACUCCAACAGAGGGUCAGUUAGACACCAAAAGAGAUAAGAGACUAUCUUUGGAUAUGGGAAGCAUGAACUUCAGAGACACUAGCAACCAGCCUUCCAGUUCUGAUCUACAGGAUGAGCUUGAUAUGGUACAGGAGGAAAAUGAGAGUUUACUUGAAAAGCUUCGACUUGCAGAAGAAAGAUGUGAGGAAGCAGAAGCUAGAGCCCGGCAGCUUGAGAGUCAGGUUGCUAUGCUUGGAGAAGGUGUGACGCUAGAAGCCCGUCUUUUGAGCAGGAAGGAGGCAGCUUUGCAGCAGAGAGAGGCUGCUUUGAGAGUUGCAUCACAAUCUCACGGGAGCAGAGGUACUCAUCAUAUUGCUGCACUUAAAACUGAAGCAGAGACUGCAAGGGAUGAGGCAACAUCUGCUUUGGAGCACUUGGACGAAGCUGAGGCAGAGUUGCAGUCACUUAGGAUUAUGACCCAUAGAAUGAUACUGACCAAAGAAGAAAUGGAAGAGGUUGUUUUGAAAAGGUGUUGGCUUGCUCGAUACUGGAGCUUAUGCGUCCGUUACGGUAUUCAUGCUGAGGUAGCUGGAGCAAGAUCUGAAUACUGGUCAUCGUUUACUUCAAGUCCUGUUGAAGUUGUUUUGGAAGCAGGAAAGAAAGCUAAAGAGGUGACAGCAAGCGAUGAUUUGGAGGGAAGAGAAAAUCAGCGAGACUUGAAUGAAUUUUCCAGUGAGACAAACGUCGAAAGCAUGCUAUUAGUGGAGAGAGGUUUGCGGGAGCUGGCCACAUUGAAGGUAGAGGACGCAGUGGCUCUUGCAAUGGCUCGCGAUCGACGUGCAAAUUUGUUAAAACCAGAUGAAGCAAAGCUGCCUAUAGAAGGACAAUUUGAAGCAUUUGAAUUAAGCCCAGAGGAGGCAGAGGAUGUCUCGUUUAAGCAGUGGUACCAGAGUGCGGUGUCGGAGCUUCUUAAAGAUCGAGUGCAAUCUUGGUGUGGUAUUGGAGCUCUUGAAGAACGAGUACGGUCUGUGACUGCAAAGCUUAUUGUUUGGGACAUAGCUAAUUGUGGAGUGCAUUCAUCAUUACAUGACGAUGAUGCUACCUUCAAGUUGUUGCAGGAAUCAAGAAGUUUAACAUUCGGAACUACAAAACAUAGUCCACAUGCAUGAAGUCAUAUCUCCAAGGCCAAGACUUGUGGGAUGUUGUAGGACGCACUGAAGUUAAUCCACUCAAGGAUUCUGCUGCUUUAAAGAAAUGGAAUAUCAAGGCAGGUGAGGCCAUGUUUACAAUUAAAACUAUAGUUGAUGAAGAAAUGUUGGAGUACAUUAGUAUUAUGGAGGCACCAAAGAAAGCAUGGGACACGUUCACCUCACUUCUCUCAAAGAAAAUGAUACAAGAUACUCUAACCAUAUGACAGGGGAUAGAAGAAGUUGUAAAACACAGCAGAGUAUAAAGGAAGCCGAGUUAUUGUAACUGCAAACAACUCUGCCAAUAGCCCACGUUGGCAAAAUUCUCAUAAUGCCUCGUUCCAAUUCCAAAAAAGUGGAAAUAGAAAGCAUGCGUUAUAUGUGCCUAAAAUGCAGAAGCAUUUGGUGCCAAUAUCUCAAUUGAGAUCAGUAAGCAAAUUUGUCGUGUUUGGACUUGAUGGUGUCUAGGUCUACCAAGAUUUGGAAGUCAGGAAGGGUGAGAAAUGGAUUCCAUUUAUAUCAUGUUAACAAAAGAUGCCUAUGGAUAAGCAAAGACACCCAAUUGAUCUCCUGAACAACGUCAUACAUCAAAAAAUGUUAUAGUUGAUGAAGCAUUAUCAUGAAAGGCACUUGAAUCAGAAAAGACACCGAAGGAUGAGAGGUCUUUUGAAGAGGAUCCAAAGAUGAGAUAAGUCGAGUGCAAUAGGAUCCAACAGAAGACGAAGAAGAACAAUUAAGGACACAAAGUCCUUGGUAAAAUGAAGUACAUAAUAAAAAACCACAUUUACAAAGAUCAACCAAACAGAGGAUACCAAAUUCUAGGUAUAUAGAUGCAAUGUUAACAAAAUUUGAAGAGGUAACAAUGCACGAAGAAGCACCACAAAAUAUCCAAUGGAGAAAGGUCAUGGAAGAACAAGUGGCGCACUGAGCUAAACAUAAACGUUGGAACAAAGAUCCAGAAGGCUAGUGCAUCCAAGCAUGCAAAGUUUUAGAAGAGUCUUGAAAUAUCCAUAGUAUGUCAUUGGUGUGCAAAUCAGAUUUCUCUAUAAUGAUGUUGAAAGAUGUAAAUAAAUAUCUAAAAGAAAAAAUCUAGAAACAUCCUAGAUUUUAUUUAGGUUAAGAAAUUCUAGAGAGUUCCUCUAGAUAAGGAUGAGACUAGAAUAGUUAGGAUUCUAGAGAAAUCUUUCGGCUUAGGCUCCAAGGAUUUCAUGCCUAUAAAUAGGAGGUGUAACCUUCAUUUGUGAACUAAGCAAAGUAAGUAAAAAGAGGAAGGAAGAAAGAGAGUUGGUGAGAAACUUUGAGUGAAAGUGAAUGAGUGUUUUUUAGAGUAAAAGAGUGCUCUCUCCAAAAGUAUCCAUUUGUAAAUCUUUUUAGUAAAAGUUUCUUUCUUCCAAGUGAGUGUCUUUUCUUUUGUGUCAAUUUCUCCAACAUGUGAGAGAUACUACGAACACAAAGUCAUACUUAGACUUUCUUUCUUUUCUGAACUUUUGAUGGAAAAUUGAGUUUGACAUCGUGAAGAACUCCCUAAUUUUGUGAAUAUUGAUGGUCAACUGACAAUUUAGCAACAGUUUUAUUUUAUGGUAGAAUAUGAUUGAUUAAUAGACAUUAUGAUUUCUGUUAUUAUAAGAAAAAUGUGUAAGAAUUCGCACAAUUUAAUCUAAACUUGUUUACCAUGGGUUUUUAAGAAUUUAGUAUACAACAGUUAUGGAAUUACAAUUUUACAUUUUACAUUAUAAGGAUUGGAUAUAAAAUUAGAUGGAGAAGGAGAUGUCUUAGAGAGGUGAGAAACGGAAAGAAUGAAAGACGAGUUGGAGAGAGAGUGGGAGAGAGAUGUUGGAAAGUGAUCUAGUUAUCUUAUGGAGAGACAUCGAGGAGAGACAUCGAGGAGAGACAUUGAGGAGAGACAUCGAGGAGAGACAAGUUAGAGAGAUAUAAGCUGAAGCAAGAGGAAAAUGUUAAAAGAGGCAUAUGAAGGGGGAAAAGUUAGAGAGAGAUUUCAGUCAGAGAGAUGUUAGAAAGUGAGAAAUAAGUUAGGAAGAUUAUGAUAAUUGUUAACUAAAGAAGAAGCUGUGCAGUGUGUAGUGUGUAUCAAUCGUUCACUAAUAGAAAUCUAUUUUUAAGACGA